AUGGGGAACUUAUGCAAGUUAAACACCUUAGAUUUUACAAACAAUUCAAUCAGUGGAACCAUUGAAGAUCUCGUUGAUGGAUUGUCUAAAUGCAGGGAGAACAAGGAAGGUUUUGCUUCAGAAAAUAGUGUUGGUCUAGAAACAUUGCGUCUAGGAAAUAACAAACUGAAUGGAACAGUUCCAGAGACAAUAGGCCUAUUAUCUAAGCUGAGUGAGCUGCGUCUCUCUUCAAAUUGUUUAACGGGUGUCUUAACUGAAUCUCAUUUUGUUAAUCUAGCAAACUUGACAUAUUUGGACCUGUCCUACAACUCGUUGCAAUUGAAUGUAAGUGAGAAUUGGAAUCCUCCUUUUGAUUGUGAUAAAAUCAUAUUGUGUUCCUGCAAAGUAGGCCCUGUUUUUCCCUCUUGGGUCAGAACUCAAACACAAUUGGAACAACUUUGCUUAUCAGAUGCUGGAAUUUUAGGCAGUAUUCCUGCAUGGUUUUGGAAUCCAACUGUCUCGGGAAGUUAUUUUCUCAAUUUAUCAAACAACAAUUUGGAGGGAAGGCUACCAACUUUUUUGAAAAAUUACAGUUUUUUCCAAGUUGAUUUGAGUUCAAACAGAUUUGAAGGCCCAUUACCAGAGUUUGAUCCCACCUCUUUGCAAGUUAUCUAUCUCAACAACAACUCAUUCUCUGGGUCUAUUCCAUCUUACUUUGGUGCUGCUACUUUCAUUCACAUUUUCUCUUUAUCUGAUAAUCAUAUCAACGGAAGCAUUCCGUCAUUCUUUUGUAAAAUUCCUGAUGGCCUUGUGUCCCUCACCAAUCUCCAUUCCUUACAUUUGAGAAACAAUGGCUUCUCCGGAGAACUCCCCUUGGCAUUGAAAAAGGCCAGCAAGUUGCUAAUUCUCGACGUUGGUGAAAACAAACUCUCAGGUAGUAUACCAACAUGGAUCGGAGAAAACCUUUCAUCUUUAAUAGUGCUUCGCUUGAGAUCAAAUUUAUUUGAAGGCGUCAUCCCAAAGCAAUUAUCUAAACUCUCCUCUCUUCAAAUUCUGGAUGUUGCACAAAACAAUUUAUCAGGUUGCAUUCCUCGUUCUUUCGGAGAUUUCAAAGCAAUGGUAGUUGCAAAGCACAGUGAAUGA
Messenger RNA from Dioscorea cayenensis subsp. rotundata (Guinea yam), 1122 nucleotides. Its product is annotated as receptor-like protein EIX2. Bases 1 to 1122 code for a protein of 373 amino acids. The record is from RefSeq and is a predicted model, not a curated record. The transcript has 2 exons. Gene Ontology annotation, molecular function: protein binding. Lineage: Eukaryota; Viridiplantae; Streptophyta; Magnoliopsida; Dioscoreales; Dioscoreaceae.